Molecule: messenger RNA, 1845 nt
Organism: Peronospora belbahrii
Lineage: Eukaryota; Oomycota; Peronosporomycetes; Peronosporales; Peronosporaceae
Source: the annotation of a GenBank genome assembly
AUGUUGUUACGUCACAUUCAGAGGGUAAAAAAAAGUGGCGUGACAAUGGAUGAAAUGCCCGAUGAGGUUAUAAAACCGCGUAAAAAACACACCACGAGGAAUAAAACCUUUCCAGAACCUGAAGUUGCGCUUACGUUUGUACUUGCAACAACAACAACUGCAGAGAGCUUAUUGGCGGAUUUUAACCACGAUGGACGCGUUGAACGCCGCGAGAUUCAGCAAAUCAAGGACAAACUACAUCAUUUUUUAGACACGGAUGAUAGCGGCGGCUUGGACCCUUUUGAACUUAAAAAGAGAGCACUGAAUGAUCAGGACGUUGACGCAGCACUGAACAAAUUGGAUAGCGAUCACGACGCGAUUAUUUCGUGGAAAGAGCUAGAUGAGCGUUGGGAGAGUGUAGGAGCCGAGAUGACUGUAGCUGAAGUGGCCGAUUGGGUAGCCUAUGCAGUACAACUACCGCAGUAUAGUGACGUUUUUCGAGCCAAUUCUAUCUCAGGGUAUACGUUUCCUUUGUUGAUGGCGAACGAUGGAGCGAGAUUACAGGAAAUUGGCGUACAUAGUGAGUUGCAUCGCCAUCAAUUGGCCAUGUUCUUGCAGAUGAAGUAUCUUGGUAUGGGACGUAAGCCUGAAGCUGUAGUGUCGAGUGUUUGCAAUGCUGACGGCAUGACUGCACAGAAUAAAAUGCUGCUUCAACUAGCGUGGGUGCCGGCGGAGAACUCGCCACAACGCUACCAGCUGCAACGUCGCAUUGCUGGAGAAAUGACGUGGGAACUUGUGUUUACAGGAGCUGACACGGAGUUUAUGGAUGUUGUGGAACCUGGCCAUCGUGUAGUUUACCGUCUUACGACAUGGAACUCAUAUGGCCGUAGUUCACAUACAUUUGUGCGUUGUGACGAUGCUGUUGCCCGUGCUGCUACAUUAUCAGCAUCAUCAAGUACAGGUUCUGCGCUUUCUCUGCUGCCUAGUUUGGGAAGAUCGCGAUCCUCACGCUCGCCGUCUUCCCCGAAUAUGCCACAGCAAGGGAUAAGUUACACUGAGGGAGAACCUCUUACCGAUUCCGCUGACGACUCUGACUAUAAACUCAGCUUGUGGGGAUUGGUGAAGAUGUACUUUUGGUGGCUAGAUGAUGCUAUCGUUAUCCUCUUAGUGGUGAUGCUGCCAAUUCGUGGAAUUAUCUACGGGGACGCUGAUUCGCUACUUCGACUGUUACGUCGACUGCCACCCAACAUGCCUACACGCGUUACCGUCGAGGUUGAGCCUAGUAAAACAACAGUGGAGAAUGCAGUUGCUCGCGUUUCGUGGGAAAAACCGGUGGACAACGGUGUCCCUAUCGUUUGCUACACGGUUCGUUGGACACGCACUAAGACUGAAGAAGUAAAGUGGAUUAAACUUCUGGCAGUACCAUUGCCCACCGCGGUGGUCGUGGACAAACUUUGUCAUGGGGAGACAUAUAAGUUUGUGGUACAAGCGACAAACAAGUUUGGGUUGAUCACAAGCUCUAGUCGUUCCACGUAUAUGGUGCCGAUACCGGAACUCAAGGGUAAGCUUCGGCCUCGGCGCCAUCCAGCAGAGUCCCGUGCAGUACGCAACCAGUGUCAUGUAUGUCACGAUCCUCGUUACAAGAAGAAGAUGCCGUUCACUGCUACACUGGACAGGGUACAAAAGGGACGAUCGGGUUUUGCCCGACCCAAGUACGUUAUAGGCUUCACCAGCUCAGCCGAGACAAUGCCGCACAUAAUGAAGACGCUGCACAUCAUGAAAGCGCGAUCAGUUGGAGAGCUUGAAUCGGAACGGCAGUCUCAAUGUCGAUUCUCAAACACAGCGCAUUUAGGCAUGAGAGGGUAA